Molecule: messenger RNA, 828 nt
Organism: Paramecium octaurelia
Lineage: Eukaryota; Ciliophora; Oligohymenophorea; Peniculida; Parameciidae
Source: the annotation of a GenBank genome assembly
CUACACGAUGAUUUAUGGCUAUUCAUUUAAAGUAUUUUCUACAGCCUUCAUAUUUGCUGGUUGUGUUUUUUAUGCUGGCUAAAGAAUCUAUAGUAAUUAAUAGGAGUAAAAAAAAAAAUUAGCCAGCAAACAAAGUUUCUAAACACUCAAAUAUAUACUUGUUGGUCCACCAGGAGUUGGAAAAACAAAGUUAUUUAAAAGAAUUCUUAGCGUUUUGAAAAAUUCAAAAUAGCUAGAAUAAGGGUUUUAAGAAUGUUAAAUAAGACAGGAUAUUGAUUUAGUGUAUACACCUUCAUUAGAUUUUGAAAACAUUGAAUAAAGGGAAAUCAGCAUUCCAAUAUUUUAGUAAUACAUGCAGAAAAAUCAUAUUGCUCAUUUUUUCUUUUUAGUUAAUUUUGAAAGAACAGAUCUAAUGAAGAAAAAAAUAUUGGAUCUUUAUAAGUACUUUAAAAAAUACAAAGAGAAAAUUACCUUAGUGAUAACUGACUUUUAGCAAAGUGAAAACUAGGAAGAAGACAAAAAAAAUUUGAAAGAAGCCCUUAAAAUUUAUCUGAAUAGCACAAUGUCAAUUAUAUUCGUGGAGAGGGACUUUAAUGUAGAAGAAUUUAGAAAUUAAUUGUUAGUAGAAGCACAUGCUUUCAGCUUGAGCGAUACAAUUUUUGAGCCAAUAAAUCAUGAUGAAUAAAAAUAAAUUUUUAAGUAGCUUGAAAAUAAGUUUACACAGAAUUAUCCGUUUAUCAAAGAUGAUCAUUUCAUUCAAAUGGAUGGCUAACAAAAAGUUGUCAAGAAUUAAUCAUGAACAAAUUUUUUUAUGUUCCCAAAUUUUAG